Molecule: messenger RNA, 1485 nt
Organism: Talaromyces marneffei
Lineage: Eukaryota; Fungi; Ascomycota; Eurotiomycetes; Eurotiales; Trichocomaceae
Exons: 1
Coding region: 1-1485 (494 amino acids)
Source: RefSeq, a predicted model, not a curated record
AUGGUUUGUCUUGAUGAACUACCAACAGAGAUACUCAAAUGUAUAUUCGAAUUUACGCCUUCCUAUACUCAAAAGGUAUUACUACGUACAAGUCAUCGCUUCAACGCCAUAACUGCCCCGAUAUUCUACCGCAAUGUUCUGCUCUAUGUCAACCCUGAGAGACGGUAUUUUCCUCAUACCCACCUUUCUCUAUUUUUCCGCACCAUUCGAAACAAUCGAAAUUUAGCUCACUGUGUUCGUGAAUUGAGAGUUGGAGGUGCUACACCACGGACUCUUAAGAUUGAGUUUACUGUUGAUGAAAUUGAUGAUGAAGAAGAACUACGCGACGCAGACGUGGAUGGCUGGGUGUUUAGAGCCGUUCCUCGUCCAAAACCAGAAAUGCGUCAAAGCGGAGGAAAGCAAAUCUACAAGUCAUGCAACGGUGAUUUGGUCAUGGCUGUGAAGAUUGGCAGGCUUAAGAAUCUCGAAAUCCUUGACUUGGCAUAUGGCAUCUGGUCGAACUCGACUGCUAUACCCGUGGUCUUCAUGAAGCAGUGUCUGAAGCGUUUGAAAAAGGUGAACCUCGAUAUCCAGCCGAUCAAUCCUUCACAGCCCAUGGCCCAUGAGUUCUGGACUGUUCUCAAUGGGGUCAAAGGUCCGAAAUCAAUUGAUCGAGUCGAUUUACAGCAUUUAUUGAAUCUGCCACACAUCGAAAGCAUUGCUUGUGUCGCUGCAGAUUGCAAGUUCAGCAGCAGCGACGAGGAUGAGGAUGAGGAGGAAUUCGACGAGGAAUUCGGUCCGAUAGAACAGCCGUGUAAGAACCUAACCUGUCUACGUUUUCAAGGGAGUAGAUUGUCACAAUCAACGCUUGGUACAAUCUUAGAAGCUGCACCGAGGCUUCGGAUACUGGAAUAUGAAUUCUGGAUCCACACGAAUGCCAACGGAGGGUUUGCACAGUAUCUUGACUGCGAGCAGAUGGAUACCAUCCUGGAACCCGUGCGGGAUACACUACAGCAGCUAUCCAUUAAUAUUGAUUACGCCGAGCAAUUGGCCCCGACUACGACCGUAAGUUGGGGGGGACGAGGUACAAUGCAGUCUCUAGCUACCUUCCCACAAUUAACCAGUAUUGAGAUUCCUCAUACAUUCCUUCUUGGCUGGAGUCCUGAUAGGAGUGGAAUUCGUCUUGUCGAUGUGUUACCGCGUUCACUAGAGUCCCUCAUCAUACUGACUGGGAAACUGUAUUAUUUUGAAUCAUAUCAGUGGGAUCCUGGUGCAAUAUUCGAUCGAUUGUAUGACUUUGUUGUUAAUAGAAAUACGCAUACACCAGUCCUGAAGCUGAUCGAAGUGCACAGCCUUGGAGGUCAUAGGUUUAUGUCGCAUUACUCGCAAUUGAGGCGCGCAAGUGACGAGAAUGGGAUUCGUCUACGGAUAGAUAGCUAUGACGGAUAUUACAAUAUAUUUGUCCGUCCAAGGACUCAAAAUCGGCCUCGGGGAGAUUUCACAUGA